Messenger RNA from Petromyzon marinus (sea lamprey), 2038 nucleotides. NCBI's taxonomy places the organism in Eukaryota, Metazoa, Chordata, Hyperoartia, Petromyzontiformes, Petromyzontidae. The record is from RefSeq and is a predicted model, not a curated record.
CCCGCCAUUGGCAAUGCAUUGGAAUGUAUCGCCGCCAUGUUGGGUAGGGUCGGGAGGGGGCACCGCCAUUGGAGGGCGGGGCUUCCCGCCAAUGACGUCACCGCCUUUGAGGAACAGAAUCCGAGGCCGCAUGGAGGUGAUGGGGCCUGCUGCUCUGCUCAUCCUGUCCCUCGCCUGGCUCACUGCCACGCGGCCUCCACUCACACAGAGCGCCGAGAUGGCGGGCAGCGCCCAGCUGGAGCACGCUGAGCUGGUGGUGCACAACGAGCUGAGGGAGACGCUCACCCUCACCUGGGACUCUAGCGACUGCUUCCAGUGCGUCCCCCGGGCCCUGGCUGAGUGUGUGGGUGGGCGCGUGAGCCGGGUGGCCGUGGACUCCACUCACCCUGGCACGCUGGCGCUGGUGAGCAGUGGUGGUGAGCUGUGCCGGAUGGAGGUGUGGCUGGGUGAGCUGGGGGAGUUUUCGCUGCGUGUGGAGCACGGAAACCGCUCCAGCAACGCCACCUGCAGCCCCAUCACCACCACACGGGAACCCGUAAACUCCUCACUACCUGUCCUCAUCGCUGCAGGUGUUCUGCUGCUGCUGUCGAUUCUCUUCCCACUUAGUGGGUGGGCACUCAGGCUGCGCUGUGUGCAGAGCGUGAUAGGCCGUGUUCUGCAUCGUCCGGAUAACCACACGCUGCUGAAUAACGAGGCGACGGUGCCCCCACAGCCUCCGAUCCUCCUGCCAAACUCCACCGCCACCGCCACGCAAGUGAAGAGACUGCGGUCACUCGACACGUUCAGAGGGAUCUCCAUCGUCCUCAUGGUGUUCGUCAACUACGGCGGCGGAAAGUACUGGUACUUUAAACACUCGGCGUGGAACGGGCUGACUGUGGCAGACCUGGUGUUCCCCUGGUUUGUGUUUGCGUUGGGCUCUGCCGUGGGACUCUCCAUGGCGGGGCCGCUGCGCCGGGGCUGCCCGUCCCGACUCCGCCUCUCCCUCCGUGCGCUGUGGCGAAGUCUUCUCCUCUUCCUCAUCGGAAUCUUCAUCGUCACGCCCAACUACUGCCACGGCCCUCUGGUGUGGAGCGACCUUCGAGUUCCCGGAGUUCUCCAGCGGCUGGCUGUGGCAAAUGCUGCGGUGUCCUUGCUCGAGAUUUACGCCUGGGGGCCUCAUCACUCACCGCUGGUGAGGGUGAUGCGCUGGCCGUCUCUGCGUGAUUUGAUGCCCUUCUGGCCCCAGUGGCUCCUCGUGGGGCUCCUCCAAGUGGCCUGGCUGAGCCUCACACUGCUGCUGCCUGUACCUGGCUGCCUGACCGGCUACCUUGGGCCUGGAGGGAUCGGCAGUGGAGGGUCCCAGGCCAACUGCACGGGAGGAGCGGCUGGGUACAUCGACCGCUGGCUACUCACGGAGAGACACUUGUACCAGACUCCUACCACACGGAAUCUGUACAGAACCACGGUGCCGUACGACCCAGAGGGAAUUCUUGGAUCGCUGAACGUGGUUCUCAGCGCCUUCCUGGGUCUGCAGGCUGCCCGCACCGUCCUCUCCUUCCCGGGUGACCACCGAGGCAUCGUCCGGCGCUUCCUCCUGUGGGCGGCUUUGCUGGGAGUGAUCUCCGCCGUGUUGACCAAGUGCACGAGGGACGAGGGCUUCCUGCCGGUCAACAAGAACCUGUGGUCGACGUCGUUUGUGACAGUCACCGCCUGCUUUGCGUUCCUGCUGCUGGCAGCGCUGUACCUCACCACAGACGCCCUGCAAGUGUGGAGCGGCACUCCCUUCCACUACGCAGGCAUGAACCCGCUGCUGCUCUACGUGGGCCACGAGCUGCUGGCCUCCUUCUUCCCCUUCCGCUGGGGGGUCCCCUCGGCCCACCCCGUGGGGCCCCUCCCCCACGCGUGGCCCCUGGCCCAGAACGUGGCGGCCUGUGCCCUGUGGGUGGUGGUGGCCUGGCGACUUCACCACCACCGCUUGUUCCUCAAGCUGUGACCAACAACAACAACACCACCUCCACCACCAUCAACAACAUCACCUCCACCAACAACACCACCACUA